Metarhizium acridum CQMa 102 is the source of this 423-nucleotide messenger RNA. The record is from RefSeq and is a predicted model, not a curated record. Lineage: Eukaryota; Fungi; Ascomycota; Sordariomycetes; Hypocreales; Clavicipitaceae.
AUGGAGGAACUAAAGAAGGCAGGCAAGGUGAAGUCAAUCGGCGUCAGCAAUUACCUGCGCCACCAUGUCGAAGCGACACUCGAAGGAGCUUCUGACCCGCCGGCUUUCAAGUAUCACCCAUACUUCAGCGCGCAAACGAUCGGAUCGUUCAAGGGACUGGCGCCCGCAUUCUGCUGUCCUAACGGGCCCUUGCGAGAGCCUUUGGCCCGUGUAGCAAAGGCACAUGACACGACUGAGGUCGUUGUACUUCUCGCCUGGGUGAUGCAGAAUAAUAUUGUUGCCGUCACCACCACUUCCAAACCACAGAGGCUAGACGAAUAUGCUCGGGUUUUGAAAGUCAAGCUGACGCCAGACGAGAUGCAGGAGACCUCCCGACGUAGGCGCCACUUAUCACUUCCGCACGCCUUGGCCGGAACAUUUUGA